Messenger RNA from Mauremys reevesii (Reeves's turtle), 3254 nucleotides. It is a transcript of the gene PID1, whose product is annotated as phosphotyrosine interaction domain containing 1. The transcript is spliced from 5 exons. Gene Ontology annotation, cellular component: cytoplasm. The record is from RefSeq and is a predicted model, not a curated record. NCBI's taxonomy places the organism in Eukaryota, Metazoa, Chordata, Testudines, Geoemydidae. The coding region runs from base 1187 to 1798 and encodes 203 amino acids. Gene Ontology annotation, biological process: regulation of mitochondrial membrane potential; regulation of reactive oxygen species metabolic process; regulation of cell population proliferation.
UGAAUCAGGCAGCUCCAGUCCUGCCAUGACCAGCCAGAGAGAGUGAGGGUCCAACCCAAUUCACUACUGAGAGCCAGUUGAGACCCCAGAGGAAUCCCAAUCAGGGAACCAGCAAGCCCAAUUGAAGUCAGGAGAUGACCUGCCCCACCCAGAGGUGAAGAUAAAGUAAAGGGCCUUUUUUUUUUAAAGCCAGCCAACACUAUAGUGCUGCAACACUCCACCUGUGGAGGCAACCUGGGUCUUACCAGCUGCCUCAAGAAGAAGAUGGGCAGGGAGCUGAGGUUGGAGGAGUUUGUAAGUGUUAGGAGGGACAUUAUCCCUGGGCACUGUAAGGAGUCACUAUGAGUGGAGGCAUCAGGCACCAGAUUCCCCCCCACCAUACAAGGAGAUGGGAGAUGCUGCUCCAAAUAUGGACAAUAGCAAGCACCAAGGAGAGAAAAGGGAGGAGGAGGUUGCUGAUGUUGCAGUAUACUUGCUCUGUACUUCUAAUUCAGAUUUAAGGGGGAAAUGCGGAUGAUGACAUGGCCAGAAGGCCGAGCCACAAAGAGGACACUGCAGUUCCUGAGGCUGUGGGAGGGGCUGCAGUGACAGUGUGCAGACCACGGACAGGAUGUGUUGGCCUCAAGCUAAUCACCAGAGUGACCAGUGGGAGGUACCAGCCCUGCAGUGAGUGAUGCACCCAGUGACAAAGGGCUAUAGAUUUGUUCAUAUAUGUAUGGCUCCAGUAUUUAUAACCCACAGCAGACUGUUGCCUUUUGACUUACUAUAGUGCCUCUGAAGAACGCAAGCAGACAGUAAUAAUCAUGAUGCAGAAUAAUUGCCUCCUAAGGCAUAUAUAGGCUGUAGCACCCUAAUACCACUUAUUUUUGUGUGUAUGUAAUUCUGUUACUUUAAUUUGCUCUUUUCUGUCACAUGACACAAUAGUGAUCCAUCACAUACAAAACUUGAUGAGAAACUUCUUAUAAAUAAGGAUCAAUCUGACUUCAGCACAUCAGUCUAUAACUUUCACUCUACUUUUAUCUUAUGUAUUUUACAUUUAAAUUGUUUUACAUUUGAAAGAUGGUGACAAGUUAAUUUAUCUCAGUUACUCAGCAUGUUGCUUUCCCACAAAACACAGAUUACAUUUAAUUUGAUAAGGAUAAAGCUGGGAGUGGAUUUUGAAGCGCUAAAUUAGCAUUUUCAGACCAUGUUGAAGACCAAGCUGAAUGUCCUAACUCUUCGGAAAGAGCCUCUUCCUACAGUGAUCUUCCAUGAGCCAGAAGCCAUUGAGCUGUGCACCACAACUCCAUUAAUGAAGACCCGGGCCCACACUGGAUGCAAGGUUACAUAUUUGGGUAAGGUGUCCACAACAGGGAUGCAAUUUUUAUCAGGGUGCACAGAAAAACCUGUCAUUGAAUUAUGGAAGAAGCACACACUAGCCAGGGAGGACGUCUUCCCAGCCAAUGCCCUUCUGGAAAUUCGCCCCUUCCAAGUCUGGCUUCAUCACCUGGACCUCAAAGGCGAAGCCACAGUCCACAUGGAUACCUUUCAGGUGGCACGUAUUGCCUACUGCACUGCCGACCACAAUGUCAGCCCAAACAUCUUUGCUUGGGUUUACAGGGAGAUCAACGAUGACUUGUCCUAUCAGAUGGACUGCCAUGCUGUAGAGUGUGAGAGCAAGCUGGAGGCCAAGAAGCUGGCUCAUGCCAUGAUGGAGGCCUUUAAGAAGACUUUCCACAGCAUGAAGAGUGAUGGCCGGAUCCACAGGAAUAGCUCAUCUGAGGAAGUGUCUCACGAAUUCGAAUCUGAUGAUGGCUGACUCAACUCAUUGAUGGUACAGCAAGGGCAGAAAUUGCCUAGGGAAUAAGAGUUGAUAGAUGAAUAAGCAACAACUGAUAUCUGGAAUUAAAAGACGGCCAAACACUUGGCUGACCAGCUUUUUAAAUCAAAAGAGCAAAUCAGUACCUAAAGAUAUGCAUCAUUAAAGUAAUUAUGUUACAUUGAAAUCUGCUGCUGUUGUAAAUGUGAGAAAAAGCUUCCCCCCCUGCCCCAUUUCACCCCCCAACCCAUGCACCGUCAACAACUCUUUAUAGCCUGGUAUAGUUCAGGUGUACAAUCUAAAGUUGAUUCAGUCCAGUUUGCCUUAUGAAAUCCAUCAAGCAAUUUUAAUAGUAGAUUAUCUGGGAUUCAUAGCUGGGAUCUGAUGCUGCUAUGCAGCAGCAAGUGGAAAAGGGAGCCCCUUGGUUCAGAAAAAUGAAUCCCUUUCAAUGUCAUAUUGCAAAAUCCUUUGACCUUACCUAGGCUGAAACAGCCAUUCAUAAGCUUUUUGACAAAUGGCCUUACAUUCUGCAGUUUAUUCACAUUUCACAGAUUUUUAAAAAGAUGCUUAUAUUUACACAUUAUAUCAUAUGCUAUUCUUUAUUUUAUUCAUUUUGUCUAUUUUCUUAAUGUACCUGCAGCCACUCAUCUCCCACCAAGCACCAUUAAUUACAAUUUCCAGGAUACCAAAAAGGGAAAAAAAAAUCCAUGAUGGCUGGUAAUACAGUGAACCAGCUCCAUUAUUUCUUCUGAGAGUUGAGUGACAUGUUGCUAAGACCCGUGGUGUUUCACCAGUUGAACUGGAACUUAUGAUCCACCUCAGGUCUGAAGUGAUAUGAACAUGGUAGCCUUAACUCCACAGUAGUCUCCAUUCACCAACCUAGUACAUAUAAUUUCAUGUAGCUGGUACUCCUGGGUCACAAAGGCCAGGGGUGUGUUACCAUAAAUAGCAAAGUGUCUCUGACAAUUAAAGGCACUAUUCCUUUUAGAGUCAGGUUUGAAAUGAUUGGUUUGUACUGAAAUGACUGAGAAGUUCACAUUAAGAUAUCCUGCACUUUUCCUGGUCCACGGACAAAAAGGUUCAUAACUUUUGUAAAGGCAGAAAAAAAAUCAAAUAAAAACAAAGCCUUUGGUUCCCUAAAUGUUUUUAAGGCCAAGAGCAGAUGAAUAGUUUGCAAGUAAUGCUGCUCGUUGUUCGUAAUCAUGGUAAUGGUAGGGGCACUAGGGCACCUUACAGAAGCCUUAAAAGAAGCUAUGUGUCUGUGUUUUGUGUGUGUAUAUCUACAUUGUGUGAGAGAGCAUAUGUAUGCCUGUGUUAAAGCAUGUAGAUUGAGCAUGGAGCCAUGUUGAGGAGGACCCAUGGCUCUUGAAAAUAUGCUUGUUGCUUUCCAAUGUAUGUAAACUAUUCUCCAGCAUAAAUACAUUCAUACUUUAAUAAAAAAUAUGUUUGAGUUAAA